Molecule: messenger RNA, 2622 nt
Organism: Chlamydomonas reinhardtii
Lineage: Eukaryota; Viridiplantae; Chlorophyta; Chlorophyceae; Chlamydomonadales; Chlamydomonadaceae
Exons: 2
Coding region: 123-434 (103 amino acids)
Source: RefSeq, a predicted model, not a curated record
GUCCUGCACAACCCUAGUAACCGUCCUGACACACGGGGACUAUUUUGCUGUCCCUGGACGCCAAACCCGGUAGUUCUCACUACCUCCCUUAAUCAGGAAUAGCACAUCACGCUGCGGCAUCAAUGUUUUUCGGAGACGCUUUUCGGCUCGCAUGGCAUCAGUUCGAGGCUCGGCUGGACCGCUGCCACGUCGUCACCUGCCCCAUCUGCCAGCUGUCCCCGCGCAAGCUGAUAUGCGACGGGACGGCCGUCACCUACCAGAUCGUCCACUAUUGCGGCGUGGCGCUCACCACCCUGGCGCCGGUUGCCGCCAGCAGCAGCGAGGGUGUCGGCGGCAGCAGCCGCAGCAAUGGCAGUGGCGGCGGCGCCGGCGCCGUGAGCACACCCGCGCAGACGGCAGCUGGUGCCCGACGGAGGAGGGCCGUGCCGUGCUGAGUGACGUCACACGCUGCUGGGCAGCGGCAAGGGCGUGUAUGGUCGCGCGGUGGCUGGGUGGAUAGCAGCGCCCGACAUGGCCGCCUUUUCUAAUCACCUGCAUGCGGACUGCCGGGAGGUGACUACGGGCAUCUUGGGCGUGCUCCUCGCUGUCACGGCAAGUGGUGGCAGCGAGCCUGGAUCGCCCGCGCGCAUGGCCUUGGUCGGACUGGUAGACUGCCUGGGCAGCACGGCACCCGCGUGUGCGUACCUGCCCGCGGCGUGUCUGCAUGUCGCGGGCGUGUGGCUGGCGAUGCACCACCCUGAGCUGCGGCAGCUGCAGCAGGAGGAGAAGCAACAGGAGCAACAGCAGCCAUGGAACGACGGGGUAGCCCUCUGUUCACUUGCGGCGCUACUAAAGUCCCGUGCGCCGGUCCUAGCCGCUGCUUGUAAGCCAUUGCGUACUGCGCAAUCCGCCAGCCGCCGGGCACCCUGCUUCCAGUGGCCGCCUUUGUAGCGCGCCUGAGCUGCCUGUCGGAGAAGUGCAAGGGCUUUGGCGGCGGGCCGCAGCUUGCUUCGUGCGGAGCAGCAUCCGCCGACACGGACGAGUGCCUGCGCCUGGUGGCCUAUCCUGCGUCCACCAGCUGUACGCCACGGGCUUGUGGGGGUAAGAAUUGUACAUUGUGAUACACGUAGAUUAUGUGAAGCAGGAUGUGAAGGUACUUUACAGGGAUGUGAAGGUGUUGGGGGGGGGGGGGGUUGCUUGGUGAUUAUAUAAACGCAGAGCUCGUCUCUUAAAGCUUUGAAGCAGGAUAGGGCUAUUUCAGCCGUUUCCUGAGCACUAGCCUGGGCCCGGAAAGCUCAGAUUUUAGCUUAUUUCUGGGGGGCUUGCACCCCCAAAAGCCACGUCGAGUGUCUGCAAAGCUUGCACGUUGCUAUGCACACGGUUAACACGUCAUGGUACCUGUUAUUGACGAGUGUUGCGGAACUAAUGCGUACGUAGACCAGAGCGGAAGGCGGAGUGGGCUUGCAGGCGGCACGAGAGUAGGCAGUCAGUAGCGCAAGUUGCGAAUUCCCAUGUUACCUCGUAACCGACGGUAACCGCUGUGGACGGUCGCGCCCAUGGCUGGCUGACGGAAGCUGGCUGCUGUAUUGGGAUGGCUGGGCUGGACGACGCCGGCCGGGCUGGCGUUGGGGCUACCAGAAAGGAUGCGCCCGAAACCAACCUGGAGAACACCAGCGCCACCGGUGCCCAGCACGACAUGUAAGGGAGGGAGGGAGGGACAGGAGGCGUGAUGCACUGCAGCGUAUGUAGAAGCUAUGGCGCUAGGCGUGAGGCAAGCAACGUCAACCCCAAAGCAACCGCGAGGACAUGGUGCGCAAGCCGGGCUGCGGGCUGAAGUGAGACCAGCACGGGGACGACGGCGCUGGGCGCGAACAGGUUGGCCCUGGGCAUGCGCCGGCUCGCACCAUGGCCGCGACAGCGUGUAGCGCGCACGACCGUCAGGCACGCAGGGACAUACAGGCGUAUCAAAGUUUUCGCCGUAUGCACACGCCUGAGGGUGGUUGAGGAUCGAUUGUGUCGGUGGUUGACUGGUUGAGGAUCGAUUGUUACCCUUCCAACGCUGGUGUGGGGACCGAGAUGCUGGAUGUGUGUCCUAGCACGGCAGACACGGACUGUUAGCUGGUCUCAGAUAACGUUGAGUGUGCGAAAGCAUAGGCUGUAUCGAGAUGUAUUGAGGCUCAUCGAAAUGCGGAAGCGUCAGCUAGAAUGCUGUAACGGGGAGCGAGCCUGGCACGUAUUCCGCCGAAGCGUGUCAACCACCGACACGGUCCACACGACCCCUAGCCUUCAGGGAAUCAUUGAGGAGCGAGGAGGAGAGGGAAGACACAGGGUGACAGGGAUAGCCGGAAUCGAGACGGGAACGCAGAGGUUCAGGGCUCGAGACUGCAGGGGCCUGAAGCCUGCACCGAGAUAAGAGGGAGGGGCCUCACGCUGCCGGUAUCAGUCUUAGGCGCUCAGGAGGCACGGCGCGCUCGGCGCAGAGGGAAGAGACACGAGGGGACAGAGCAGGCUGUACUCGUGUGUUACAAGUGCCCAAUCAGGAGUAUCAGGGGGGCCUUGGGGCAGUGGUCCGUAUCGAGAGUCACAGAGGAGAGAUAGCGAGCCAGAGGCUUAGCACAGGUCUUGAUGCCCGAGUUGGUCUUA